GUAUCAACACAGUAAGCAGAUCCAUAACAAACAUUGUGUAGAAAUGGCUCAUUGGUUCCAUAGAAAUGUUUUUAAAGCGACAGCACCAGUUAAUUUCGAUCUAAAACUAAUAGCCAUGGAUGGUGAAGCAUUAAAAAUUUGUAGUGACCUGAAGCAGUCCAGAGCACGGCUUAUUCAGUUAUUUCCAGAUGCCAACCAUGCUCCGGAGACCGUUGAUGUUGCUUUCAAUCAGUAUAUGGCUAUUUUUAUUGGUUUUUUAACUUCACCUGACAGUAAAAAUACUGGAGUAGAAAGUAAGAUGCGUUAUAGCGUGCUUUUUAAGUGGACACACACUCUGCUGGGAAAUAAACCGCAGUUGAUGAGAGACUCAUAUUUUGAGGGUGCUAACAUGAGUUACAAUGUAGCAAUUUGGUACAUGAAACACGCAGCCAUGCUUGCUGGAAAGGAUGACAUCACCAUGGAAGAAGCAAAGGAAGUGCACAAAUGCCUAAGGAAAGCUGCUGGCAUAUUCAGGUUUAUUCAGUCCCAGUAUUUGCCUCAGUUACCAGGGAAACAGCUUGAGGGUGGUGAUCUUGAUCCACGUGUCCUAUCUGCUUACUUGACACAAUGCACUGCAGAAGCACAAGAAGUGACAGUUGCAAGGGCAGUGGAACUGAAACACAAUCCAAGCUUAAUAUCAGCUUUAUCGAAUGAGACUUCCAAAAUGUUUGCUGAUGCUGCAACGGUAUUAGCUACAGUUGAGCAAGCAAAGCAGUGGGUGCUCUACCUGAAGAUUAAGGCAGCUUUCUAUGAAGCUUAUGCAUACACUUUUUGUGGAGAAAAUCUCUUGUCACAGGACAAGUGUGGAGAAGCUGUAAGGGGCUUACAGGAGGGUCAAACCAGUUAUAAAAGGGCAAUAGAACUUAGUAAGGAAUAUGCAAAAACUAAAGGCCCUGCUCCAAAAGUGCAGCCAGAAACUCAUGCAUCUUUUCGUCGGUUGUCACCACUUCUAAACCGAACCUUGGAAAAGUGUGUAAGAGAAAAUGGAUUCAUCUACCAUCAGAAGGUACCUGCUGAUCCACCUGAACUAGAACAUAAGGCAACCUAUGGGCUGGCCAACCCUGAGGAAUUCUCAAUGCCAUCACCAUGUCCUCUCUGGAACCCUGCAUCAUAUGCUGCAUUUGAUGACUCUAAAAAUGCUGCAGCCAAUGAUCCAACAACCAGCUCGAAUACAGCAGCAAAACUGGAAGGAGAACUUCCAGCAGUGAAGGAAGCUCAAGUUCACCAGUCAUCUAAGGACCCAAAGACUGAAAGUGGAUGCAGCAUACAAUAACAUAAAUAUUUCAGUGGUACUAUUGGUUCUGGGGCAAGUCAAGCUUACGAAGUGCAGCUGUUUAUAUGUCUGUGUUAUCACAGAUUGCGUAAACUAUUCCUGUUCACAUACACUCUAUAACCAAAUACAUAAAUGUAACAUUUAACUAUUUGUGGCAAUUUCUUUGCUUUUAGUUGUGCCUCUUGGGCUUGAUAUGCAGUUUUACAUGUGUAGUAUCAAUUUUAAUUAAUAUUGUAAAAGUGCUAUUACUUAAUGUUGUUUUGCUUCAUAUUAGGCAGAGUCAAUAUUCUGCUCUCAAAGCUAGAUGUCUAUAUACUGAAAAUAUAAUGUCUUAAAGACUGUAAUUAUUACAACAUUUGUUUUAUUUUCAAAGUAUUAUCUUCUACUGUAUAAUUAACUGUUUGCACAUACAUUGUUGUUCCUGAAGAGGAAAGUUUUGACAUUGAUUACUACAGUUCCUUUAACAUUAAUUUUAUUUUUUCGUAUUUUAGUGGAAGCAUUUAUUUAUUUAUUUACAAAAUAAUUGUAAGAUAAAGAUGUAGAGAAGAAAAUAUAUAUUUACAAAGAAAUUGUAUAUAAAAAUUAUAUUUUUAAAAGUUAUGUGGUACAUGCUUUAAUGCUGAUGUGAUAAUUACAUUUGUGCUUUUUGAGUGGGGUACUCUGUUUUAUGAGUUACAUGUUGCCUGAUUAUUUUAGUAGCAGAUAAAUGUGAAUAUUUUUACCAGUUAACACUUUUGUGUUACUACCUGUAGAUGACGCAAUCAUUGUACAAAAGUAUGCUUUGUAUAUGGGCAAGUGCUGUAAGAUUUUAAGCCUUCAACAUUAUUAGAAACGGAUCACUGUAUCCAAACACAAAACAUAACUUUUUAACAAAUAUUCAAUUGAUUGGACAUUGACAGGAAGGAGUAGAAUGGUGAUUGGCUACUGGAGGACUCAACUGUUGUGUUCAUUAGGUGUUAGAAAUUUCACUUCCUCUGCUUUCAUGAGGGUUACUUCUAAGUUAAUACAGUACUCAAAGGAUUUAAAAGUGUAUAAUGUAAACAGCAGUGCUUCUGCAGUAUUCCUCAUCUUUGUUAUGAAGACCCCGUGUCUGUCUAAAAUAAGAAUGAGUACCUAAAGUAAAGGAAAGGCAACUACUCACCUGUAGCAAACUGAUGUGUGGUACAUAGACACACGUGAAAGAACACAGUAUUAACUAGAUUUCACACCCUGACUCUUCUUUUAGCAGAAAAUACACACACUACCAUGCAGGCACCCAUAUGCACACUGAAAAUACUUCCCUAAUCUAAGUUUUGUUUGGUUUCAGUUUCAUGGCUGUAGACUUGUUUGUGCUGAGCAAUUGGUAUGUCACACUGAAGUGUCCAGCAAUAGUCAGCCGCAACAACACACAUUUUAAAGAGCAAAGAUGCCGCAGUAGUGUGCGAUGCUGCUCUCUGAUAACACUGAAAAACAGAGUUUAAAAAUUGGCAAAUAUCGUGGUAUCCAACACUUAUUCCGAGACAAGUGAAACAUGCUGAUUCGAAAUACACAAACCAUUUGUCUCUACCAUGCACCAUUUUUUAGUACUACGUGAUGCACAUGCUAAAUAGUAAUAUCUAGUUCAAGAUAUAAUACACACAAAAUCCAUACACAUUGACAAUACUUCUUUAAUUUAAAGUGUGUUUGGUUUGAAUUUCUUGGCAGUAAACUUGUGUUCAUGCUGAGCAUUUGGUAUGUCACGCUGAAGUGUCCAGCACUAGUUAGCUAACAUUGCUGUAGUCCAUCAGCGCUGAUACUGCGACUCUGUUACUGAGUUAUCCUGUUGAAAAUGUUCACAUGUUUUUCACUCACUGAACCUAGGUUUUUGGGGAAGAAGUCAAGAUGUGAGUUGAGGAGAUGAUUUUUGAGGGACAUGUUGACACCCAGCUGUUUGUGUGCACUGAUGCACUUCUUCACAACAUUGACAUAGUCAGCAGAUUUAUAAUUUACAGCUGAUUUGUAUACCACCCAUGCAUUUCUUUCUGAAUCAUUCAGUAAGUCUUGGAAAUGACUGUUAACAAUUACCUUCCUUAUUUGUGGACCUAUGGACUCACCUUCUUUCACUUUCAUAUAACUCAACUCUGGAAACUUGUUGCACAAAUAUCAAAAAGCAUCUGAAUCAUUGUCUAGUGCCUUCACAAAAUUGUUCACGAGCCCCAGCUUGUUAUAAAGUGGUGGUGUGCUAACUUUAUCACAGUCAGUCAGUGGCACAUGAAGAACAUUUUUAUUUCCUGGCUAGAUUCGUUUCUGAUUGGCCAAUUUUUCUUUAUGUAGUGGUGCUUACUACUCUACUGUCCCACUUGCAGAUAAAACAGCAGUACUUUGUGUACCUUUUCUCUAUUCCCAUGAAAAUGGUGAUAACUUUUAAGUGGACACAGUACACCAUUUAUACUCAUGAUACCACACUUUACUUUUUUUUCAAAAAGUAACAACAUAUUUUAAUAUGUCUCUUUCAGGAGGGUGGAAUAUCCAGCUGGUACUGCUGCAUACUUGUUUCCUUGUAAAAUAACAUUGCUUUCAAACUCUCUUUUAGAUGAGUUAAUGAAGAACCACCAUGCUUUAAUGUUGUGAUCUACCCCGAGGAUUGACAUGAGGCAACAAAUGCCUGUACAGUAGCAAAUAGUGUCACUCAUUGCAAAGAAUUUCACAAAUUCUUCAUGUCUGUGGCAAAAAUAUGAAGUCAUUGUAUCCAGUGCAAGCAAAUUAAAUUCUUUAAUGCACAAAGUGAGCAUUUCAGCUUGUUAGUGCCAGUCCAGUACAAAAUCACAAAGAUCAGCAUUGCUCAUUAAAUGAAUACCUUCUCCAGAUUGGUAAUCAAAGUCUGAUACAUUGCUGAAAGAUGAAAGAGAACUUUCUUGCAUUUCUUCAUCAACUGUAUUUUCUGGAGGUGCUAUUUAUUGGCAUUAAACAAGUGGUGGGAUCAUGUGGAACUGGUUUAGAAACCAAGAGAACAUUGGGCUACAUUACAGGUGCACAAGUAUUGUAAGAAAAAUCUAGUGACAUUUGCCGAACAAGUAACAGUCUGUGGCGUUAUACAACCUCUGUGCCUUAAUACUGUUCUAAACUGAAAAUAAAAAAGAAAUGAAUGAAAUAUUAGUAGUGCAAUAUUGAAAAUGUUUUGACAUAUUACUUUAAAUAUAAUUAUUUUUACAGUCAACAAAAAUAUUGUAUGGUGUUGCACAAAAAAUUACUGACAAUAUGGGGGUAAAAGAAAUUAAUGGUGGUCCAUGAAAAUUAACUUUUGUCAAUAUCUUCAAAACAUGACAUGGUAGAGAAAAAUGAUUUUCGGACUUGAAAUUCGAAUACCAAACUACAGUACAAAAACAAAAUACCACAUUAGAUAUCUAGAGCUAGUUUAUCAGUGUUGCCACAGCCACGGUUAUGUGCGCUUGAGUGUCUUUGUGAUUUUGCAUGUGGAUGUGUGUAAUUUCUACCAGAAGGAAAGCAGGGCUCAGAGGUUGCCUUUCCUUUAUUUUAUGUAUUUUUCAUCCAGGAAUUUUCAUUAUUGUUAUCCAGUAAUAAUGAAGUACUAAUGAGUGCCCUAGCUGUCUUUCAUCUUUUUUUUUUGUCAGGUUGCAAAUCCAAGGUUUGAAAUUCAAUCCCGGAUUUAUCCUUGGAUAUUGUUUCUAGGACCUAAUGUGACUAAACACUAACAAUUCUUAGUGUGUGGGAAAAAUGCCUAAUUAGUGUAUGGUUCACUAUAGAAAACAGUACAAGCCACCCUCUAACUGAGUGGGUAAGCUAGGUUGGAUGAUGGUGGAAGAGGAAAGUGCACCAUGUCUAAUAUGUCCAUGUGUGGUAAAGUCCUGUAAUCAUAGUAGUGUGCAAACAAAUCUAUAACUUUAAUAGCACUUUAUGUUUUUGUGGUGUGUGAAGUAUUUAGGUGGACAUGUGAUAAUAUACAGUAUUCUAGCUUAGAUAACAAUUUAUUCUAAGGUUUCUCUGGCAAAGAUCAGGCUUCUUCAGUUAAUUCUGUAAUGAUUUUCCCCAUUGAUGAUGUAAUUUAUAUGUUGGAACCAUAGUGACUACUGGUGUAACAUCAUUAAUUAAUCAGACUGUGUAGAUAUUUGCUCUACUGUCUUGUAAGCAUUAAGUAAAAUAUGGUGAUGUACCUUAAUAAAAUGAAUGAAGUAUCUUUACUUUUACACUUGAAUUGUUCCUAUAAAUUUGAUAUGAAAUUCUUUUGAAGCUGCAUGUUGUUUAGCCAAUUAGUGCUUGAAAAUUUUACAUUUGUUACCUUUACCUUGUGUGUUAGAUUGAGAAGAAGCAUUUAAAGUGAAAAAGCAGUUUUUGUCUUUCUAGUUAUAAUACACUACACCACAAUGCUAAGUACUAUUGAGAGCAAGAUAUACAUCUGUAUGAAAAGGUUACACAUUUUUGUAUUAACAGAAACAAAUUAAAGAUGAGUACAAAUUACCAAUAAAAAAAGUUAACUUAUUUGGUAUGAUAAAGAGCAAAACACUCAACAAACAAUCCCAUAUUACAGUUCUUGCACUGGUAGCAUGCUGCUGUCCUGCUGUUUAUUUCAACAUAUUUCCUUUGAUUUCCUGUAUUUUAACCAUCAGGUGGUUCAUUCCAUUAUAUUCAAGUUCAUUUGCUACAGUAAUGGAGUGCGAGGUUCAUCCAAAGUGCUUUUGGUGGUGUCAUGUACUGUCUCAAGUACACCUGCACAAAUUCUCAUUGAAAGUUUACAUGGUCAGUUGAAUUUCCAUUUUUGCAGUAAGCCAUCAAGACAUUGUGUACAGUGACAUCCAAUAACAAACUGAAAAGAGCCGAGUCCAUUUCCUAUUAAAGAUUUUUAUCCUGUACUGAUUCACAUGUUGAUCCAUUUGAUCAGGUCCUCACAUGUGCCUGAUGUAUUCUGUAAGUAUAGAUAGAUGGCUGAGGAACUUCAAGGAGUAUCAUUGACUGUUGAGGGUAUUGUAAUUACAUUAGUUACUGUGUUCACCUCACUUGUACUUGAUGCUGCAGAAACAAUGGAAUCAAACAGAAACAGAUCUUUUCUUUUAUAUGGCAGAAUGAGUAGUAACUCUUUCAUAUUUCUCUAUUUUCUUCUUCUGUGGAAGAUAAAAUUUUCUCUCAUUGACUUGGUGCCUCCAAAGCCUUGUUCUCUAAGAAAAAUUACAAAAGCAAUAGACUUACUAGAAUAAUGUAUAAAAUUAUUUAAAUGCUCCCAUUAGUGCUUAGUACUACUUUUGUGUAAAAUUAAAUAAUUAGCAUGUGUCCCUGUGAUGCAAAUAAUGUUGCAUAAAUUUAAAUAAAUGACACACGAUUGUUGGCUUAUUGAGGAACUACUUACAGUUUCUGAACCUGAACAAAACUUAUUUUACUAGUUAUAUGUACUCUUUUAACUCCACGAUUUGAUGAGAUUCAAGCUGUAGAAAUAAUGUUUAAAUUCAAUUGCCAGUUGUUCCCAAUUACGUACUGCUUCUCACAACUACUGACAGGUAUGAAAGAACAGAUGUUCAGCAAUCCUUAAACAAACCUAAUAAGAUUAUAGAUUGUCUAAGGGCAAUAAUGGGUUAAUUUGUAGAAGAGAACCAAAGAAUUUGUGUAGUUAAUGUGCUUACAACUUAAGCAUGAGGAAAUAAAUAUUCAUCCCAUAGUGUAAGACACCAGAUACGUUUGAAUGUACAGUGUAAAUUGUUAGUGUGUGUAAGGUUGGAAAACGUAAAGACUUUCCUUUGUAUAAGGUGAAGACCUUUUCCUCGUAAAUAACACAACCUUUUCUUCCAUUUUUCUUAUUUUGUGUGAUAUAUCUACGUACCCCAGCCUCCCUCCUCAUAACCCACAAAAAUUUAUCAUUGUGCAUUCUAUCAAAAAUUUAAAAAAAUACAGUAAUUACACAAGCUUGUAAAUUAUGAGAGAAGAUUCACUGUAUAGAGUAAUUUUGUUAGUUCUGUUUUAUUUGUGUCGUUAAGAAAGAAAUCACAGUACAGUAAUGGUGACCCUGUAGUUUUUAGGUAAUAUUGUUGUAUGUUGAGGUGCAGUCCUCUCAGAAUAAUUUUGAAGUGGGAGCAACAGAUGUAUAGGAAUUCCCAGACCCUCAAUCCUAGACUGCCAGACAUAAGAAACAUUAUGAGAUAGUCAGUAAUAAAUUUUGAUAAAGUGUUUACUUUGGAAGAUUGUUCGGUUGUGCAUACUCUGUGUGACAGCAGCAUCUUCUAUUUGUAUAUAUCCCAGAGGCAGUAUAAGUUUGUGUUUUCAGUUCUCCAUAUCUUUCCUUGAACUCUGUUCUAUUGAAAUAAAAGAUUUCAGCUCCAUUCUUUUCAGUUAAAUCAAUUUGACUCUGGUCACUCUUUUUAUUGCGGUCUCAAUUUCUUCUUUGAUUAGAAAAUAAACAAUCUACAUCUACCAAAACAAUUUCAUCUAUUACUUUUUUUAAAACAUUCUUGUUAUCAGUCAAGUUCCUUUUAUAAAAUAUCACAUCAGAAUAAGUGAAAGAGGAGACUAAACAGAAAAUGAUUAAGAUGAACAAAGAACAACUAUAAAUACAUUACUUACAUUUCUGAGCUGUAAUUCUCAAGUAUCACCACUCUUUCCACCAUAGUGGGUAAACUACAGCAGAUCUCUUCCAUUACAACAGUUCAUACAUCACUCUAUGAAAUAGUCAGAUGUCAUCUUGUUAGAAUAACGCUUCACUCAUCACUAGGAGGAUAUUUACAUGCAAACAGAAGUAUUUCCUGCUGUAGCCUUUCAUCUCUUUCUAUACCUUUUUCCUCCCAUUACAUUUUCUCUUCCUCAAAACAAGACUUACUGUAGUCUGUGCAAUAAGUAAUUUUAUGCACAGAUUUUCCUCACUAUCUCAAAAUGAACCCAUCACAGUGUAAACCCUACGGUGUGACCACAGUUUGCCUUUUUAUGACUGAAUGACCAUCCUCAGAUGUGCUAAUUUUAUAGUAAUUGAUGAUUGUUCACCCUCCAUUUUAAUCUUUUUUUUUUUUUUCGUCAUGCAUUGCUUUCCGAACUCUGUUGCUUUUUUAUAGCAUGACCACACAAUAUGACUGACUUUGACAAUUUGUCUGUUGUAGUAAGCCACUCAUAUACAUUUACGCAGAUAUACAAUCUUAUUAUUGUCUCAGUGCAAGUGGAAUUAACCAGUGGCAUAUGUACAUUUAUAAGAAGCAACAAGUGGUUGAAUCUGAACAUGAAACUGAAUGUUGUGUCAACCCUGACAGAUAUAGAGAAGUAGUUUCUCUUUGUUCUCAGCCCCCAUUCCCUCCUGUCAUCACCACAGAUAUUACUGCAGACUGAGCUGAUUUGCACAAUAAAAGGAGAUGAAAAAUAACAAGAAGGAAAGAAUAAAUUAUGGGUACGAUAGUGAUGAAAAAUGUAGUCAUGAAGCAAGUAUGAAACUAAAUUUCUUUGAACAGCUCCAUAAAAAUUAUCAUCAUUCUUAGUAACAGAUUGCACAUCUUCUGAGAAUUUUGCAGUGGUAGUGCUGGUGGUGGUGGUGGUGGUGGUGGUAUAGGAGCAAUAAGUGCACCAAUUUAUUUCAUUUCAUUAUAGUCUUUAAUUAGGCCUUAACCAGUAUUACAUGUAUUCCUAAAUGUGUAUGUUAGUGCAGAGUUGUACCCAGUUUUGUAUGUUGACCAAUAAAUACCACUCAUAACAUAUUCAUUGUACUUAUUGUCAUAAUAAAUUUCCAUUGUAUGUUUAAAUUUA
Messenger RNA from Schistocerca cancellata (South American locust), 8995 nucleotides. Its product is annotated as BRO1 domain-containing protein BROX-like. NCBI's taxonomy places the organism in Eukaryota, Metazoa, Arthropoda, Insecta, Orthoptera, Acrididae. The record is from RefSeq and is a predicted model, not a curated record. The transcript is spliced from 9 exons. Bases 44 to 1312 code for a protein of 422 amino acids.